Messenger RNA from Lithohypha guttulata, 585 nucleotides. RefSeq lists its product as uncharacterized. The coding region runs from base 1 to 585 and encodes 194 amino acids. Lineage: Eukaryota; Fungi; Ascomycota; Eurotiomycetes; Chaetothyriales; Trichomeriaceae. The record is from RefSeq and is a predicted model, not a curated record. Gene Ontology annotation, cellular component: mitochondrion; cytosol. Gene Ontology annotation, molecular function: peptidyl-tRNA hydrolase activity. The transcript is spliced from 2 exons.
AUGGACAAAGUUUCUCCUUCGCUGACCGCCAUAGCCAUUGCUUCUGGCAUCAUAGGCCUGGUCACUGGCUAUUUCCUAGGUCAAGGCUCUUCCAUUGGUCUCUUUUCUUCAAGCAGUAACCCAUCGACGACACCUAAAAAGUCAUGGCCGAACAGUUACGAUGUCAAGGUACAUGUUGACUCAUCCGAUGAGGAGCUGUUAGCAGAUGACGAUCAAGACACGCCCGAUUCCGAGAACGAAGGCGACGGCAAGGAACUCAAGAGCUUUGAUGAUCGCAACGAGGAGGUCAAGCUAGUUCUGGGUGUUCGUACAGAUCUCGCCAUGGGGAAAGGCAAGAUAGCAGCUCAAUGCAGUCACGCUACCCUGGCCUGCUACAAAUACCUCGUGGAUAAGACUGCUGGCCAGGGCAUGCUCAAAAGAUGGGAACGUGGUGGUCAGGCAAAGAUUGCGGUUCAGGUCAAGUCGGAAGAAGAGCUGGAGACAUUGCAGGCACUGGCUAUAGCUGCUGGCAGUGCCACGGUACUCGGGGUGCUUGGACCCAAAAGUGUUGUCGAUCAAGUCACUGGCCACCUGAAGUUAUUAUAA